This is a messenger RNA of Cantharellus anzutake, 300 nucleotides long. RefSeq lists its product as uncharacterized. NCBI's taxonomy places the organism in Eukaryota, Fungi, Basidiomycota, Agaricomycetes, Cantharellales, Hydnaceae. The transcript is spliced from 4 exons. The record is from RefSeq and is a predicted model, not a curated record. Bases 1 to 300 code for a protein of 99 amino acids.
AUGGGCCCAGAAAGUGCGUCAUCGUCUAGAUAUGAUGGGAAAGGACUGGCCACGGAGUCGGAGCCCACUUCUGCUUCUGACGGACAUGCAAAUCUCGACAUGGAGAUUCAGCUCCCUCGCACUUUUCGAAGAGCCUCGAGCAGGGAAAUAGAUUGCGACAACAUCCUCCGAACUGUUUUCCCCAAAGUGUUUGGAAAGACAUCGUUCAAGGGAAAGCAGAAGGAGAUCGUUGAAGCCACGCUUCGGGAUGCGGACGUCUUUGUCAGUGCCCCAACUGGGAUGGGAAAGGCAAGUGUCUAG